Pantherophis guttatus is the source of this 3900-nucleotide messenger RNA. Lineage: Eukaryota; Metazoa; Chordata; Lepidosauria; Squamata; Colubridae. The record is from RefSeq and is a predicted model, not a curated record.
GUGCCACAAUGAUGGGGCUUCUCUGUUGUUCGUGAACAGACAACUUCCCACAGGAAACCCAGAGGCCGAAGGCUACCGAGGGAGUCAGCCACCGGCCACUCCUAGAUCCAGCUGAGCUGCCAUCCUUGGGUAGGUAUAAAAAAUGGCUAUUGUUUACCUGGUUGCCGAGGGAACGAGUUGCCCUGAAAAACCAGUAGCCACUGCACAGCUGCUCAUUCUCCCUUCGUGCAGUGAUAGGACGAGCACCUAGUUGGUCAUGGCUGUGAGAAGGCUUUUCAGGAACAUCUGGAAAAGGUGUUCGCACCUUUUCUGUUGCCUGAAGAGCAACAUUGAAGACCUUCCUGUGCCUCCUGACAGCACCGAAGAGGCACAGGAACCGGAUGACCAGCAGGGAGAAUGGGAGACACAUCAUGUGUCUGAUGGAGACGUCUCUUCCUUGCCUGGGGUUGUGAUGGGUGGUCCUGCUACCGCCCGGAGUCCCAGGAAGGAAGAUGUCCGGCCAGCUCUCAUUUCCAGGAGAAAUGAGAGGAUGCCGAAGUGGACACCGCGGCUGACUACAAUUUGGGAGACCUGCACUGAGUCGGAUCCAUCGGACGUGGAGGAGGGAGGUGCAGGAGGAGACAGUGCCUGUCUUUCAGGAGAGGAAAGGCAAGAGCACUGGAGGCCGCGGCUGUCCACCAGUUUGGAGACCUGCACUGAGUUGGAACCACAAGACCAACCAGUGCAGGGGGAGAUCUCUCCUGACCUGGAGAAAACAUCUUCAGAGUAUCAUUUGCAGGAUUCGCUGACAGUCCUGGCGGGCUCCAGGACCAGCAGCCUCUGGGAUUUGGACCUCGACUCCCUUGCUGACCUUCUGGAGGAGGAAUCUGAGGAUAGCCGGGACCAGGAUGCGGAGGCUUCUUCCAGUCCAUGGAGGAAUGACUGUCGUUCACAGGAUUCUCCAGAGGAGGGGGAAGACACCCUGGAGGAUCUCAGCAGCCUGGAAGAGGACAUCCUGGACUCCCUGGACCGCCUUCUUCAAUGAGAAGAGAUGCUUCCUCAGAUUCGUCUCCAGAGGUCAGCUUGGAGGAGGAGGAACCAGCCCCAGCCACCUCAGGAGGACGGCUUCAGCAACGGAGGGUAUUGUUGUGGUCUGCCACCAACCUGCGGAGCUGGCAGCCGAGUCGGACAGUGAGGAGGCGGUGGAAGAACACGGGCCAGUCCUGGAGGCUGGGGAAGGCCCGGAUGAGGGCUCUGCGUCGGAGGCAGAGAUGGGGCGAGGACCAUCUGGGAGUGAUGUGCAGACUCUGGCCGGGUGCUUCUGUCUGGGCCUAUUACGGCCACCACUCAACCCUUGCACAUGACCAUCGGGUCUCAUGAGGACCCUAUUCAGUUUUAUUUUACCUCCGGCCUGCAUUUUCUCGUGGUUUUGGGCUUGGCUUGGCUCAGGAAACCAGACCCGCAGAUCUAUUGUUCCCAGAACUUCAUCUCUUUUCCGAGCCUGCAAUGUGUGGAUCACACCCACCACGACUGCCCCAUUAAUUUGAUUCUGGAUGCUCCACUCCCAUUGGGGCGUUUGUAUUCGAUGUCGGACCCUGAGUUGGUUGUGUUACGGGACUUUGUGGACAAAAAUCUUGCUCAGGAUUUUAUCUGGCCCUCAUCGCCAUUGUCUGCCCCGGUCCUGUUCGUGAAAAAGAAUACUGGAGACUUGUGGCUUUGUUGUAACUCCCGCAAGCUAAACGCCAUCAUAGCGCGCACCCAGUAUCCUCUGCCCCUUAUUCCUGAACUCUUGGAACUACUUCUGGAGGCUACUGUCUUCACUAAAUAGGACUUGCGAGGAACUUAUAAUCUUCUUCGGAUCCGUCCCAAGGAUGAAUGGAAGACGGCGUUUGGCACUCCUUAAGGACAUUUUGAGUAUACUGUACGGUCAUGCCGUUUGGGCUGACCAAUGCUCCUGCCAUCUUCCAACAUUUCAUGAAUGACAUUUUUAGGGACCUCUUGGACAAGUUUGUCGUAAUUUAUUUAGACAACAUUCUCAUCUAUUCUCCUUCCCAGAAGACCCACCAACAGCACCUCUGCCUGCUCCUGCAACAUCUUCGGGAGCAUCAUCUGUAUGCUAAACUGGAGAAAUGCCAGUUUUUCCAGUCCACCAUUGAGCUCCUGGGGCAUUGAAUCUCUCCCGAGGGCAUUGCCAUGGAGCCGAGCAAGGUGGAGUCUUUGCGUAGUUGGCAACCUCCUUGGUGACUGAAGGACCACUGUCUAGUGCCUCCUUGGGUUCGCCAACUACUAUCGGACCUUUAUCCCAAGCUUUGCUGCCAGGAUCAUGCCUCUCACUCGGCUUCUGCAGAAAAAGUCCAAUUUCGGUUGGGUACCCCCGAGCAACAGGCACUCCAGGCCUUGAAACAGGCCUUCAUGAAGGAGCCUAUCUUGAAGCAUCUUGACCCCCACCAUUUGUUUGUGGUAGAAGCAGAUGCAUCGGGUGUUGCUGUUGCUGCGGUCUUGCUACAGGCUCGCGCAUCUGGCGGUACCCUCUUCCCUUGUGCAAAGUUACUACAGACCACCCAGAAACUGAACCAAUGGUAGAUUCAGUGGUCCCUCUUCUUUGCAAGGUUCAAUUUCAGCAUUACGUACAUCCUUAGUGGUCGCAACCAAAGGGUGGAUGCGCUCUCGCGGAAACCGGAGUAUUCCCACAUCGAAGACCCGCUUCUGCUCCAGACAGUGUUGCCUGUAGAGUCUUUCUCCGUGGUUUAGGAACCAGUUGAUUUACGGGCUCAGAUACAGGAAGCUCAGCGGCAUGAUGCUUACAUGGAGCAACGGAAGAAAGAGGUAGGGCCCGCCUCUCCAUGGACGUUUCAUGAGGAACUCUUGCGGUACCGAGACAGGCUCUAGCUGCUGGUGGGGCCGCUCUGGGGACUUAUCUUGCCGCAGUGCCAUGAUAAUCCUGCAGCGGGGCACUUUGGCCUCUUUAAGACACUGAAUCUAGUUUCUUGCACUUUUGGUGGCCCCGAUUGAGACACAAUGUCCAGGCUUAUGUCACGUCUUGUGUUCACUGCCGACAGGCCAGGUCGGCAAUGGGAGCCGCUUCAGGCCUGUUCCAGCCAUUGCCACAGUGCCACAUGACAGAAAUGAACCACCCGAGUAUGAGGUCGCCAGCAUUCGGGACUCCUGGUGGGUAAAAGGACGGUUCAAGUAUCUAAUUGAGUGGAAGGGAUAUGGACUGGAGGACUUUACUUGAGAGAAUGCGACGUCUGUGCAUGCACCUAUCUUGGUGAAAGCAGUCCAUGACCUCUUCCAGUCACAGCUGCAUCUGGAUCGUCAGACCUGGGGGAAUGGCCCUGCGGUGAGCGAUAGUGUUGUGGUCCGCCAGCAGCCUGCGGAACUGGCAGCGGAGUUGGACAGUGAGGAGGCUGAGGAAAAACAUGGGCCUGUCCUGGAGGCUGGGGAAGGCCCAGAUGAGGGCUCUGCGUCAGAGGCAGAGCUGGGGCCAUGGCCAUCUGGGAGUGAUGUGCGGACUCCGGAGCCUCCAGAGCAGUGGUUCUCAACUUUCCUAAUGCCGCGACCCUUUCAUACAGUUCCUCAUGUUAUGGUGACCCCCAACCAGGGGUGGGUUCUAAAAUUUUUUACUACCGGUUCUGUGGGUGUGGCUUAUUUUGUGGGCAUGGCUUGGAGGUCAUGUAACUGGGUGGGCGUGGCUAGCUGGUCAUGUGACCGGGUGGCCAUUGCUAUAUGUGUAUAGGGACUACUCAGAGGGCUGAAAAAAGUCAUUUCUGACAGGUCCUUGCACUUUUGACUGGUCCUCACACUUAUGACCAUCCUCACAUUUAUGCCCAUGCAGCAUUCUUAACAACCAUGUCACUCAUUUCACAACUGCUUCUCUUCACCAUGGUGACAAAAAGUGUAAAAUAUGAGGAUAGUCGUAAA